AUGGUGUAUCAUAGCCUGGUAUAUCACAGGAUGGUAUUUCAAGCCUGGGUGGUAUAUCACGGCUUGGUAUAUCUUAGCUUAGUGUGUCUUGGGACUCUAUAUCUCGUCUUGGCAUAUCAAUCCCCUGGUAUAUUUCACGGUGGUAUAUCACAUCAUGGAGCAGACCAGCAGAGAGUCACCCAGACGUCCCAGCAGAGUAAUACCACGUGUCACCCACCAGCAGCAGAGAGUAAUCCACGUGUCACCCAGGAGCAGACGUCCCAGCAGAGUAAUACCACGUGUCACCCAGGAGCAGACGUCCCCAGCAGAGUAAUACCACGUGUCACCCUGGAGUCCCAGUCGAGUAAUACCACGUGUCACCCAGGAGCAGACGUCCCAGCAGAACACCCCAGCAGAGUAAUACCACGUGUCACCCAGAAGCAGACGUCCCAGCAGAGUAAUACCGUCACCCAGAAGCAGACACCCCAGCAGAGUAAUACCACGUGUCACCCAGAAGCAGACGUCCCAGCAGAGAGCAGACAUCCCAGCAGAGUAAUACCACGUGUCACCCAGGAGCAGACACCCCAGCAGAGACGUGUCACCCAGAGCAGUCCCAGCAGAGUAAUACCACGUGUCACCCAGGAGCAGACGUCCCAGCAGAGAGCAGACGUCCAGCAGAGUAAUACCCACGUGUCACCCAGACCCCAGUCGAGUAAUACCACGUGUCACCCAGAGGCAACGUCCAGCAGAGUAAUACCACGUGUCACCCAGGAGCAGACGUCCCAGCAGAUAAUACCACGUGUCACCCAGGAGCAGACGUCCCAGCAGAGUAAUACCACGUGUCACCCAGGAGCAGACGUCCCAGCAGAGAGCAGACGUCCCAGCAGAGUAAUACCACGUGUCACCCAGGAGCAGACGUCCCAGCAGAGUAAUACCACGUGUCACCCAGAAGCAGACACCCCAGCAGACAGACGUCCCAGCAGAGUAAUACCACGUGUCACCCAGAAGCAGACACCCCAGUUGAGUAAUACCACGUGUGUAGUAAUACCACGUGUCACCCAGGAGCAGACGUCCAGCAGAGUAAUACACGUGUCCAGAAGCAGACACCCAGUGAGUAAUACCACGUGUCACCAGCGUGUCACCCAGGAGCAGACGUCCAGCAGAGUAAUACCACGUGUCACCCAGGAGCAGACGUCCCAGCAGAGUAAUACCACGUGCCAGGAGCAGACGUCCCAGCAGAGACGUGUCACCCAGGAGCAGAGUCCCAGCAGAGUAAUACCACGUGUCCCAGACGGCAGAGACGUGUCACCCAGCAGCCCACGUGUCACCAGGAGCAGACCAGACGUGUCACCCAGCAGAGUAAUCCACGUGUCACCCAGGAGCAGACGUCCAGCACAGUUGUUACCAAACAGGUUUCCGGUAUCACAACAGUCACAAACGGAACCGAAGCAGAAACCUCUCAGAGCAGGGUAUACAAGUGUCAUUAUACUGGAUAUCUUCUCAUAUAAGAAUAUCAACCUGUGA
Penaeus vannamei (Pacific white shrimp) is the source of this 1503-nucleotide messenger RNA. The record is from RefSeq and is a predicted model, not a curated record. NCBI's taxonomy places the organism in Eukaryota, Metazoa, Arthropoda, Malacostraca, Decapoda, Penaeidae.